Molecule: messenger RNA, 6921 nt
Organism: Mytilus californianus (California mussel)
Lineage: Eukaryota; Metazoa; Mollusca; Bivalvia; Mytilida; Mytilidae
Exons: 10
Coding region: 3971-6124 (717 amino acids)
Source: RefSeq, a predicted model, not a curated record
UGCAUAUAUGUAUAACAAUAACAGUUUACUCCUGGUUUGUCCACAUUUAAUUAUACCAAUUAUCUAUAUAAUUAUAAAAAAAACAAAACAAAAAAGACAAAAGGUUUAAUGAGCAUAGAAUUGUAUAGUCUGUUCCAACUUUAUAUGUAUAUAGUUUAUUUGUGUUUUCUACAUAUUCAGGUAUUUUUCAUUUUGUAGUUUCAUUUUUAUUUGUAAAGAUAAAUAAUAAAUAAAUCAAAAUUUUUUUUCUCAAUACUUUUAAUUCAGUCGAACUGUUUAACAUGCAACUAAUGACGAUACAACGGCAUUCAUUUAUAAAAGUGUCUUAAUAAUUCAUCAGUUACUAAAUGAUUAUGAUAUAAAUACAUGUCAACAAUAUGUGAUAAAGUUUUCUAUGUUGCAAACACAAUUUAUAUCAUUUUUGAAUAAAAUCUAUACAUGCAUUGCAUAAGGAAAUAAAUAAAGCACUACAGUAAACGUUAGUAAUAUUGGGCACUAUACGUAUGAUGAAAAAUACAACGUUUUUGUCGAGCCUGCGACUUUUGUCGCAGAAAGCUCGACAUAGGGAUAGUGAUCCGGCGGCGGCGGCGGCGUUAACUAACUCCUUAAAACUUAAUAUUUCAGAAGGUAGAAGACCUGGAUUCUUCAUACUUUGUAUAUAGAUGCCUUGUGAUAUGAAGUUUCAGUCUGUCAUAUGCCCAUUGUCUUUGACCUCAUUUUCAUUGUUCAGUGACUACUUGAAAAAAAAGUUCAGAUUUUUUGUAAUGUUAAUUUCUCUCUUACUAUGAGUAAUAGGAUAACUAUAUUUGGUAUGUGUGUACCUUGCAAGGUCUUCAUGCCUGUCAGACAGUUUUCACUUGACCUCGACCUCAUUUCAUGGAUCAGUGAACAAAGUUAAGUUUUCGUGGUCAAGUCCAUAUCUCGGAUACUAUAAGCAAUAGGUCUACUAUAUUUGGUGUAUGUAAUGAUUGCAAGGUGUACAUGUCAGUCUGGCAGGUUUUAUUUGACCUUGACCUCAUUUUCAUGGUUCAUUGCUCAAUGUUAAGUUUUUGUGUUUUGGUCUGUUUUUCUAAUACUGUAUGCAGGAGGUCAACUUUAUUUGGUGUAUUGAAAUAAUUUACGAUGUAUAUGUCAAUCUGGCAGGUUUUAUUUGACCUUGACCUAAUUCUGACGGUUCAUUGCUCAAUGUAAAGUUUUAGUGUUUUGGUCUGUUUUUCUUAAACUUUAAGCAAUUAUAGGUCAACUAUAUUUGUUGUAUGGAAUGAUUGUAAGGUGUAUAUGUCUGUCUGGCAGGUAUCAUCUGACCUUCACCUCAUUUUCAUGGUUGAUUGGUCAAUGUUCAGUUUUCCUGGUUAACUUUGUUUCUUAGAUACUUUAAGUAAUAGGUCAACUAUAUUUGAUGCAUGGCAUGAUUUUAAGGUGUACAUGUAUUUCUGGCAGGGUUCAUCUGACCUUGACUUCAUUUUAAUGGUUCAUUGGUCAGUAUAGAAUUUCCAUUAUUUGGUCUGUUUCUUUUAUACUAUAAGCAAUAGGUCAUUUAUAUUCUGUGUAUGGAAUGAUUGUAUCAAAGGUGUACAUAUAUUUCCGGCUUUGUUUAUCUGACCUUGACCUCAUUUUCUUGGAUCAUAAAUGUUAUGUGAUACUUGUAGUAAAACUUUAUAUGUAGGACUAUCAACAUAAAAUCAAUCAUCAGCAUAGAAGGCGAGACAUUUCAGCGUGUGCACUCUUGUAUAUAUAUUUCAAAAAGUCACAAAACAUUAUAUUCACAAAGUCACAAAUAACAAUAUUUCACAAAGUCAUUCAGUUCAAAUGAGGAAGAUAUGAUGCUGCGUCAGAGUAGUCUAUCAUGUUGAUGAUUCCUUGUUGGUAUCUGUCUUUCAGUAGUGAGAGUCUGGGGUCUAUAACUCUGUAUCUGCGAAAUAGUCUUUCUAGCUGUUCUUGAGUCUUGCAAAAACCAACAUUGAUGUUCAUAAUUUCCCAUGAGCUCGAUGUAAAACCAAAUCUUACUACUUUAAAUUGUUAAGAAAAAAUAACCAAAUAUGAUAAAUGACGGGAGUUCAAUGUACGCUAGCAUUAAUUUAGCCCGUUUGUGAAAGGGGGUCUUGAUCGGGACAGAAAACUGACAGAAAAACGGAGACAAAUUCAUUUUUCAGAAUUUAUUUUCACAUUGAAAUUCGUUCAGGCUUGUAAUACUGGACAAGAACGAUUUUAAUGAGAACUAAAAUGAAAACGCCAAACGACAGUGUCUUGUAAAUAUGUGGAUACACUUUCAAACGUCAAAACAUAUUAUUUAUUUAAAUGGAUCUUAAUAACAAGAAAUUAGAACAAAACAAACACAUGUUUAUAUACAUAUAUUUCGGUAAUUAUUUUUUAAUGUAUUAGGCGCUCUAUUGAUGCAUUAUCCGUUUUUUUAUUACUAUCAAUGCUGAACCACACCUAUAUACGAAGUCUUAUAUUAUAGGACUUUCCUCGUAGUUGAAACAGGGUUUUUUUUCCCAAAGGACGCCACGUUUUAUAACGUUUUCAAAUGAAAUUAAUUGAAUGGAAAAUUUCCCGACUAUAGACAAGACAAGACAUAUAUGUAGAUUUCUUAAAUUUUUCAACUGGCUUCAAUUAUUACACACAAAAUGAAAAGUUUAUUUAACAUUUUUACUAAAGCAAUAAAUCUUUAUUAUAUUUAUUUUUCCAAGGAAACCUUUAUUUGUUUGUUUGCCAAGCUUACUUGUAUGUGUUUAUUACCAUCACUAGUCACUCCUAAGUAUUGAAGAUCAAAGGACCUAACCAACAUGAUAAUUAGUAUUCAAUAUAAUCAUCGGUCAUGCAUGACAUAUCCCAGGAAAACGGCGCGUGCCGAUAAAAACUUCAAUAACUUCUUAAAUAUUGAAUUGAUUUUAUUUAGACAAAAAUUAUAAGAUCAAAAAUUAAAUUAUCUAACGAAUGUAUACCCUCAACGCUCACUAAAACAGCUAUUACAUGUCCUGAGUGCACUUUUUUGUCCUGAGCGCACUCAGGAGGUCCUGAGCGGUUUUUAGACGUACCGAGAGGAACCUACCAGUUUUUCCAAAAAUCAACAUUUAUGGUAUUUGCGCACGUACUACCAAAGAUGACCCAUUCCUGCUAACAGACGUCAAAAACAGUUGGGCGUAUGUUAAUUUUCAGUACUCAAAAGAAUCUAACACACUUAGCAGCUGCAGAUAUCAUAUAUGCUGAUGGUACAUUUUACUCCUGUCCGAGCUAAUUCUUAAAACUUUACACAUUUCACGCAAUGGUUGACGGCGCAAUGUAUCCACUGGUACACAGUUUACUUCCAGCCAAGAGCGAACUAGUAUUUCCUGGCACCAACGCAACAGGCCGUUUUUUCACUACACACAAUGCACCUGGAGAAAAGCACAAGGGAUUCAGGUUCCAUACAAGGAAGACAACAACAUUCACCAGCUAGUACGCCGUGCCGCUGUCUUUCUACUUGUACCUACUGCUGAGAUCGAUGAUGUGUGGUUUAAUGCCUUUAUCGACAUAGAUCAGAUUGAUACUAACAUCAACUACACGCCCUUCACAGAGUAUGUAACAACAUACUGGGUCGAACAGAACAGUCAUCUUUGGAACCAUUACACAACACAGGGACCGAGGACUACAAAUCAUCUAGAUGGAUGGCACAGCAAGCUGAAGAAACAUGUCCAGCACCCACGUCCAAACAUCUUUAAACUCAUAAAACUACUGAAACAUGAAGAAGCUUUCAACGCCCUGACCAUGAUCCAAUAUGCAGCCGGUAGAAAGAUUGUGGCCCAAAAACGUACAUGAUGCAGCCUCCCACCUUUUUCACGUUGAAUAGGUACAUAAGGAUGGUGAUUAUGCUACUGACAAAUGCAAUUGUACUACAAUACACCAGCAUUGUUCAAUUCGGCAAAUUACCAAGUACUUGAAGAUUUUACCAGAUGGACAUAAUCCACCUAAAGUAAGAAACGUCAAAAUAAUGUACCAUUUAAAUACCACUGGAACUGUACAUCUAACCGUUAGCUGGCAGUACUUAAAACCAGCUGAUAAACACAUCAGACUAAAAGGAUUUCUUCUGAGAAUAGAAAUAUUGGAACCAUUGAUAUCAAGAUAUAUAGUAGCAGAAAACUUCUUUAAGGGGAAAAGAAAACGGCAUGAGUACCAACUUACUAACAUAAAUCUUCCGGAGGCUACUAACGCAUCGUUUGUGCAAGUCACUGUAUGGAGUUUGAUACGUAAAAAAAAAUGGAAUUACCCGAAGUCGGAAAAAUCUUCCAAUGUUGAUAAGUGUCGACAGUAUACCGAAAAAUACGAAAUCUAUGGAAAGUCAGCGGAAUUCGAAAGGUCGAAACGAACGAUACAGAGAACAAUUACCACACAUAAAGGUCCAACAAACAGCUGUAAAUGUUGGAAAGAUGAUUUAUCUGUCAUUACAACCUCCACAGACAUUGUAGUACAAUCCUCGAAUUUCUGCCCUGAAGAUAUAUCAAUAAGUUUUGACUUAUUUUUAUCGGAAAUGCCAAAGAAAAGCACAAUGCAGUUUUAUAAAGACAGUUGCUACUACAACUUUACUAAAAUACCUGCUGGUGUUUAUACUCUAAAGAUACUGUAUCAUUGUCCACAGUAUAGCAGUGAUCCACCAUCUUGUGUUAAAAGUAGAACUAUCAACUCUACGAUGAGAUUGUCUCCUCAGGCUUCAUCAUAUCAUCAGAAUAUUACUAUUGAUGAAGAAAGAAUGAAAUGGUUGCAGUACACUAUUGGCAUUAUAACCGCAACGUUUGUUAUGUUUGUUCUAGUGGCAGUUUUCAUAUUAUGGCACCGGGAGAGAAAACAUAGUCACGAUAGACAUCAUGAUGAUUUGGGGGAUGCUCAACAUGAACCUCUAAUCAAUAACCAGGUACUACUCAUAUCAUUUGUGAAGUCAUUGGGUGUAGCUACAACGGUUUCUCGGUUUGAAGAAAUGAUAAAUACAACAUUUGGAAUCAAAACAACAAAUACGAAGAACCUAUUCAAUCAGCUACUACAUGAGGAAAGCUUAAGCAAAACACCUGAAAAUAUUGACAGUAACUUUAUUGAAAUGAUUGGACAUUUUAAUCACGUUAUAUUUGUGGCUACAAAAGAUUUAUAUGAAUCGUAUCAUACCAAAGCAUAUUUAUCUGACGCUGAAAGUUCAAUAUCUAGAAAUAAUGAAGAUUUACUACACUUCAAACUUGCCAAAAUAAUAAAAGAUCUACAGGCAAAUCAAGAUCAUCCUUCUAUUUGGUGCCACUUUGUUGCAUUUGAUAAAACGCAAAAUAGUUACUGCCAGGAUAUAUUCUCCCAUGUGAGUCCGCCGCCAGGGUUUGGCAGGAAAUAUAGGUUGGUAAGAAGUGACGUGAAAGAUUUGCGGCGUCUUAUAGAAAAUUUACCUUCCUCCAAAAGUCAUAAAGAAUUAAUAAAAGAAAUAACACAGUUUAGCAGGGAAAUAUUAGUUGAAACCCUUCAGCCUAGGAAUAAUGCAAUAGCUUCUCCACCAAAUAUACCACCGCAGCCAGGCCCGUCCUCUCAAUUGCCAGAUAGAGAUGACUCUGAUCCUAGCUUAACAGAACCAAAAUCUGGAACUGAUCAUUCAACUGAUGUUAAAGAAAGUCAAGGUGCUACCUGUAAAGAAGAUGAAACAUGCGCUACGUAUCCAAGAUCAAUGGAACAAACCGAGGUGAAAAUUGUUGAUGCAUUAGAUUCUUCGACAAAAACUAAAUCAGUGGUUUCAAUCUCCACUCGAAACAACGAACAUGAUACUGAUGUUAAAACGCUGGUUCAAACAGAUACAUCUGAGAAAUGUGUCGAUAAAGAGAAUGGUCGAUACUCCGACACAGUCCUUAAAUCGCCACAGUCGACGAAUACGGCUACAACAGUAAAUGAGGAGACGAAUAAGAAAACAGAAACUAGCCCUUUGAGCUCAAAUCAGCGUAUCAACUGCACAUAUCUGGAUGUUAAUCAAGAAACUAAAAAUGCAGUCCAAUUACCUGUACAAUCCAACCAAGCGGCAGAAAUCCCUUCCUGUUCUGAUAACGAAGACAAUGAUCAAGACACAAGCCAAGAAUUACAAGGAUUGUCCUAUAUCAAAACUAACUCGGACAUUGAGGACAAUUAGAAAGGAAGUUCGAAAAACAUAUUACUAUCCCAGCGUGCUUUUGCUACGAUACGUAGAUCAUUUGAUUAUACGGACAAGGAUAUGUUUUAAGCUUAUUGAAGUGUAUUGUUCGGCCGUUAUUAGAGUAUUGGACUCCUGUAUGGUCAUUGUAACUAAAAAGGAUGUCCGUAAAAUAGAAAAUAUUCAACAUAGGGCUACACAAAUGGUUGAUUCAGUUGAAACAAAGAAUUAUGUGAAAAGAUUAAAGACUGUUAGACUUCCUACCCUCGAAAAUAAGACUAGAUAGAUAUGACACAAACUUAUAAGUCUAUCCAUUGUAUAGAUAAUAUGUAACGGCAGAAUAUUCUUACACUGUCAAUAAGUCAUACUAGAGGUCACUAAUAUAAGUUAGCAAAGAAGAGAUGUAAUGGCAGAGUUCACCAAUAUAAGUUAUCAAAGAAGAGAUGAAUUACAACACAACGCCUUUAAAAAUACUUUUUUUCAGUGCCAGUAGUGGACAAAUGGAACAGUUUAUCUGAAAACACAAAUUCUAUUAACAAGUCUUCUAAACUCAGAAAAUUAUCCCUACAUAGGGGGAGGAAGUCGUUUCAGUCUUUCAGUCACGGUUCCAAAUAAAAAAAUGUAAUGUAUUCGUUAUUCAAAGCUUAAUACAAUAUUAACUGUUUUAUUAUGUGUCGUCUUCAUAAGGAAUUUAUCCCUACAUAAUUGAAGGAAGUCAUUUUCAUUUCACUUUCAGAUAAACUGAUGAUGUUGUGUCACUCAAUAACCCACAUGCCAAUAAAUGCUUACAUCUCAUA